AUGCGAGGAGCGCGGACCGUCGCGCUGCUGGCAGUCGCGUGCGUAGGCGUCCACGCGUGCGGAGACGAGUUGUGUCUGCCGAUCGUGGAGCUGCAAUGCGGCUCGGACGGCGUUAUCUACACGAACGCGUGCCUCGCGGAGAAGGCAAAGUGCAGCAAUCGGGCGUUCACGUACUCGGCCGGCGCGUGCCCGAAGCAGACGCCGCCGCCACGCAGGCCCGUGGCAACGAUCGAUUUGAAUGCGAUCACGUUUCCGCGCUUCUCCACGCCGCACCUGCGAGCGCCGACAGUCGACGAGGGGGACGAGCCUCGACGCGCGUUUCGCGACAACUAAGGCGUGAUUGGCUCUACACAAAGAUUGUUCGGGUGAUCAUGUUGUCGC
Messenger RNA from Saprolegnia diclina VS20, 381 nucleotides. RefSeq lists its product as hypothetical. The transcript is spliced from 2 exons. Gene Ontology annotation, molecular function: protein binding. Bases 1 to 333 code for a protein of 110 amino acids. NCBI's taxonomy places the organism in Eukaryota, Oomycota, Saprolegniomycetes, Saprolegniales, Saprolegniaceae. The record is from RefSeq and is a predicted model, not a curated record.